This is a messenger RNA of Quercus robur (English oak), 4454 nucleotides long. RefSeq names its product pentatricopeptide repeat-containing protein At5g62370. Bases 381 to 3398 code for a protein of 1005 amino acids. The record is from RefSeq and is a predicted model, not a curated record. The transcript is spliced from 10 exons. Gene Ontology annotation, cellular component: chloroplast. NCBI's taxonomy places the organism in Eukaryota, Viridiplantae, Streptophyta, Magnoliopsida, Fagales, Fagaceae. Gene Ontology annotation, molecular function: protein binding.
CAGUUUAAAAACCAAACAAUAAAAUACACACAAACAAAGAGGAAGGGUUUUAGUCCGUUCAUCCUAUCAAUAUUCAAGUGUCAUCUUCUAUUACCCCACUACUUGUUUCUGCUUCAUUCUUGCUACCUGGGUUCGAUUCCUCACUUGGGUUAGUCUCAAUUUUGCUUUGCCUUUGAAAAACUACAACUUCUCUUCUCCAGUAGUAUUGGUCUUUCUUGCUUCUGGGUCUGUGAAUCUUCUCAACUUUAUCGCUUGGGUUGGUAUCGUUUGUGCUUUUAUUCGUAGAUUUAAGGUAUUUUGGCGCUUGGGUCGGUCUCAAAAUGCUAAAUUUUGUCUCUAAAACCCUUCAUUUUCUUGUAAUCAGAUAAGAGUGAUUGAAAAUGAUUAAGAAAAGGCCUGGUUCUUAUUGUUAUUACUAUUUCUUCAGGACUAGAAGAGCAAUUACAACUUGUUCUUUGCCAAUAGAGCCUACAAAUGCUUUUGUUUCACCUAUUGCCAAUGACCACAAAUCUCUGUGUCUCUCAUUGGCAGAGCAGCUCAUUCAACGGGGCUUGUUAUCGUCGGCGCAGCAAGUGGUUCGGCGAAUAAUAACACGUUCUUCGUCGGUUUCUGAUGCUUUUUCGGUUGUUGAUUUUGCUGCUUUACGUGGCUUAGACCUUGAUUUGGGUAGCUAUGGCGAACUCAUUAGGAAACUAGUGUUUUCGGGUCAGCCCCAAUUGGCUGAGGCACUUUUUCGCGACAACAUUGUUGGUAGAGGUAUUGAUCCUGAUUUAUCGAUUUUGAAUUCUAUGGUUAUUUGUUUGUGUAAGUUAGAUAAAGUAGAGGAGGCAGGAGCUCAAUUUGAUAGGCUGCUUGAGAUAGGUGGAAUUCCUUGCAAAGCUGCUUGUAAUGCAAUGAUUUGGGGGCUUUAUGCUCAAGAUAGAAUUUUAGAAGCAUUUGAUUAUUUAGUUAGAGUUAAUGAGGCUGGAGCUACUCCUGAUAUUUUGUGUUUUAAUAAAUUGAUUUAUGGGUUAUGCUAUAAGGGGUAUAUGGAUGAAGCUCUUGAAUUGUUUGAUGUAAUGCGCUGUGGACAUGGUUAUCCACCUACACUCCAUCUAUAUAAAUCAAUAUUUUACAGUCUUUGUAAGAGAGGGCUGGUCGUAGAGGCAGAGUCACUAUUCAGAGAAAUGGAGUCUCAGGGUCUUUAUAUAGAUAGGGUGAUGUAUACUUCUUUGAUUAAUCAAUAUAGCAAGGAUAAGAAAAUGAAGAUGGCAAUGCGGGUUUUCUUGAGAAUGCUGAAGACAGAUUGUGAGCCAGAUAAUUACACAUAUAAUACAUUGAUUCAUGGGUUUUUGAAAUUGGGCUUGUUUGAUAAGGGGUGGCUGGUUUACAAACAGAUGGCAGGGUGGGGAAUCCAACCUGAUGCGGUAACUAAUCACCUUUUUAUCAGUAAGUACUGCAGGGAAGGGAAAGUUGAUUGUGCUUUGAUGCUUUUGAACAACAUGGUUAGUUGCAACUUAGCUCCUAAUGUCCAUUGUUACACGGUUUUAUUCAAUGCACUUUACAAGGAGAAUAGGCUAAUGGAAGUUUAUAAUUUGUUCAAAAGCAUGCUGGUAAGGGGGGUUGUUCCUGAUCAUGUGCUGUUUUUUGUCCUUAUGAAGAAGUAUCCAGAGGGGCAGAGGCUUGACCUUGCUCAUCUGAUUCUGCAGGCAAUUGCCAAGAAUGGGUGUGGUUUUGACCCUUCUAUGCUCUCAUCCUCUGCUAGUGUAAACUCUAAUGGGGACUUGGAGCGUGAAAUUGAGAUCCUGCUUGAUGGAAUUGUGAGAUGUAACUUUAAUUUGGCUAAUGUAGCAUUCGGUGUUGUUGUCAGUGCCUUGUGUGGAGAAGGAAGGCCAAAUGAUGCCUUGCUUUACAUGGAUAAAAUUGUGAGAGUUGGAUGCAUGCCUUUGCUUUUUACUUAUAACUCUUUGAUCAGGUGUCUAUGUCAGAAGGGCCUUUUUGAGGAUGCCAAGUACCUACUUGACCUUAUGCAAGAUCGAGGUGUGGUCCCAAAUCAAGCAACUUAUUUGAUAAUGGUAAAUGAACACUGUAAACGGGGUGAUCUGGUGUCAGCCUUCAAUAUUCUGGACCAAAUGGGUGAGAGGGGACUUAGACCUAAUGUUGCUAUAUAUGACACUAUUAUUGGUUGUCUAAGCAGAGAGAAAAGAAUCUUUGAAGCAGAAGAAAUGUUUAAGAUGAUGCUCGAGUCUGGUGUGGAUCCUGACGAGGUUGUCUAUGUGACAAUGAUUAAUGGCUACUCGAAGAAUGGAAGAGCUAUUGAAGCCCACCAGUUGUUUGAUAUAAUGUUAGAGAAUUCCAUUCAGCCAAGUUCUUAUUCCUACACUGCACUUAUAAGUGGGUUGGUGAAGAAAAAUAUGACUUAUAAGGGAUGCAUAUACCUUGAUAGGAUGUUGGGAGAUGGUCUUCAGCCAAAUAGUGUGCUAUAUACCUCGCUUAUCAGUCUUUUCUUGAAGAAGGGUCAGUUCGAAUUUGCCUUUAGGUUAGUUGAUUUGAUGGACAGAAACCAGAUUGACACCGAUCUCAUCAUGUAUAUCUCACUUGUCAGUGGUGUUAGUAGAAAUAUCUCUAGUAUUAAGAAGGAAUUGUGCGUUAUAAAUAAAAAGUCUGAAAGGGAAAGAGAAAUGUUGUUCCAUUUACUCCAUCAGAAAACUCUUAUGCCAAUGAAGAAGAUUUUAAGAAUUUCUGCUGAUACUCCCGAGGAGACGAAAUGCUUUGCUUUGAAGCUGAUGCAGAAGUUUAAAGACAUUGAGUUUAUGCCAAACUUGUACUUAUACAAUGGUAUAAUCUCUGGAUUUUGUAGGGCAGAGCAGAUGUGGGAUGCCUAUGAUCAUUUUGAAAAGAUGCAAAGAGAGGGUGUACAUCCCAAUGAGGUGACUUACACCAUUCUCAUUGAUGGGCAUAUUCGAUCUGGUGAUAUUAACGGUGCAAUAGGAUUGUUCAAUAAGAUGAAUGCAGAUGGUUUUGCUCCAGACAGAAUUGCGUAUAACACUUUACUGAAAGGCCUUUGUAAGGCUGGGAGACUACUUGAUGCCUUAUCACUCUCAUAUGCAAUGCGUAAGAGGGGGGUUUUCCCAAAUCGGUUUUCUUAUGAAUGUUUACUCAGCUGUUUUUGUGCAAGUGAUAUGAGUGUUCCUGCCUUCAAGAUAUUUGAAGAAAUGCUUGCUCAAAAUUAUAAACCUAAGCAGUUUAAUCACAACUGGUUGUUUUGCAAAUUAUGUGAGAAUAAUAAUUUUCUUGAAGCUCGUAUGGUAUCUGAUAUGAUGCUUCAGAGAGGGAUAACUCCAAAACAUUCAACAAAGAGGUUUUAUUUGAAAACAUGCAAUGAGGGAAGUGAAGGUAAUCUAGCAUUAUGUUGUUGAAGGCAUAUCCUUGUGCAAAGUAAAAGUUAUUGCCUGAUGCCGUGCAACACAUUUAGAGGAAUGAUGCCUACGAAAAACAAAGUGAUUUAUGCAGGAAUGGUGGAGAUCGUGAACUCCAAUCUUUGCCAAUGAGGUCAUUUGCAUGCAGCUGACAAGAAUCAGUUGGGCCUGGUGGAAGUCCAGAUGAAAAUGGAGAAACUAUAAUUGGAGUCAUUGAUGGGGAAAGAAAGUCCUUGCUCAAAGUGAGACGGUUCUCAGAUAUUGAGGCAAUUCAUAAACAUAGAAUUUGAUGUCGUUGCUGGUAGUUGGGGGGCUGAGUGUGAGUUUUUGGAAAGUGAAUUGCAGUCUUCAAACAAUGAAGUGAAGCUUGUCUGAGAGCUAGAUUCACCCCAGUUGCUUCUCUACAAAGACAAUGGUGGAGGUGUUGUGUUAAAGAAAAGCCAACUUACGGUUUCUUAAUACAAUCAGGAGAUGAUCCUCGGGAUUCCUGCUACAAUGAGCAGUUUUACAUCAAUGAGAGGGAGAUAUAAAAUUUAUAAAUGGCAAAAGAUUGCUUAGGAACUCUUUAAGUCUUAUAUGACUACGUAAAUGGCAACUUCAGAUGAACAACUUACAGCUCUCGGUGAACUAUUGUAUCAGUUCUGCAUAUAUAUAGGCAGGCCUCAUAAACAUAAAUAAUGCAAUGGAGACUAAUGACAUCUGGAGAAUCAAGUUAAAGACUUAAAGUAGCGUGCAUCAUAGAUGGUGAAAUUGGUCUAAUGGAUAGCCCUAUUCCCUUGAGAAGAACUAAUUGGGGAAGCUAAAGCUGUUUUAAUGGCCAGGCUGUGACUCCAUGUCCCUUGGUCCGAAGACUUUGAUUGGUUUGUGUCUAACUCCUGGUUUCCGAACCCAAAGGGAGUUGGUUAUUUCCUAAUUAAAAAUGCAUCAAUACUGCUAUGUAGAUAUUUGUUUAACUACUGGAAUGUGCUACAUCUCAAUAAAUGUAAGAUAAUGUAAUAAAUCUGUAAGAUGAUGCAAUAAAUUUGUCAUGGAUUUAUCCCAUGGGCCUUUUUUUUU